GGGGUGUCAUAGUCGUCUCACCGUAAAAUAAGUGAGACCCUGUUGGUGUUUCUCUCUCUUCCCCUUUCACUUUCUCUCUCAUCUUCAUUCUGCGUGUCGAUCAAUUGAAGAUGGCGCUGAGCUUGCUGCGAACCCUGGGAAAAUCAGCCGCUUUGCGUUCGAAUGCGAGGAGUUUCUGCAUCGUUAGCACUGAGGUCGUCACCUCUCACACUGAUAAAUGGAUGCAGGAUAAAAGCAAGAAGUCUCCAAUGGAGUUGAUCAAUGAAGUACCUCCCAUCAAAGUGGAAGGCCGAAUAGUUGCCUGUGAAGGAGCUAAGAAUCCUUUGGGGCACCCCAUUGAGUUCAUAUGUCUUGAUCUAGACGCACCAGCAAUCUGCAAAUAUUGUGGUCUGCGCUAUGUUCAAGAUCACGGUCAUCAUCAUUAGAAGCUGAUUUACCAUUUUGUGUAUGUAGUUCCCCACUUGAUGGAAUCUGAAAUAUGGGGGAAUAAUUGUCAAAGUAGUUUGCCAUUGUUGCAUCCUCUUUUCUUGUAAUCUUUGUGUGUUUCUUGGUACUUUGCUUCACAGAAUGACAUCAAUUUGAUUCAAUGAACAUAGUCGAUGCGGUGGAAAAUAACGAAAAGUACAUGCUUCGUAUUUCA
Molecule: messenger RNA, 640 nt
Organism: Spinacia oleracea (spinach)
Lineage: Eukaryota; Viridiplantae; Streptophyta; Magnoliopsida; Caryophyllales; Amaranthaceae
Product: NADH dehydrogenase [ubiquinone] iron-sulfur protein 6, mitochondrial
Exons: 3
Coding region: 111-425 (104 amino acids)
Biological process (GO): mitochondrial electron transport, NADH to ubiquinone
Cellular component (GO): respiratory chain complex I
Source: RefSeq, a predicted model, not a curated record